CCUCUCUCUCUGUUGUGUCCCUCCCCCCCUUCCAACGCACCACACAACCCACAGCCCACCAUGUUCUCAAGGACGUUCCUUCGCUCAAAUUUCGCCCGGCAGGCCGUCCGCCCGGCCGCGCGCCCGAUCGCCUUCCGCGCACCCCUCCCCUUCCUUACCCAGCACCGCCUGCUCUCGGACGAGACGCGGCAGGCGAUCGAGAGCGCUGUCGGCUCCGCGCCCGUUGUGCUCUUCAUGAAGGGCACCCCCGAGACCCCGCAGUGCGGCUUCUCCCGCGCCUCGAUCCAGAUCCUCGGCCUCCAGGGCGUCGACCCCUCCAAGUUCGCCGCCUUCAACGUCCUGGCCGACCCGGAGCUGCGUCAAGGUAUUAAGGAGUUCUCCGACUGGCCCACGAUCCCCCAGCUCUACGUCGACAAGGAGUUCGUCGGCGGCUGCGACAUCCUCGUCUCCAUGCACCAGAACGGCGAGCUGGCGAAGCUGCUCGAGGAGAAGAAAGUCCUCGCCGAGGCCGAGGCCGAGAAGAAGGAGUGAAGAGCAGGUACAACCGCGUGCGAGCGCUCGGCACGAGGAGGACACUAGGAGAAACUGUACAAUUGUAACAUACCGAAUGGGGGACAACCACACGUGGGACAUGUCCGGGAAAUAGAUUGGCUUUUCAUUGGCAAAGCAUGUGGUCUCUUGAUCAUCUUCAACUCGACCAUCCGCCCAUCGUUCAGGCCGAGGAACUGCAGGUCCGUCGCUAUGUAUGGGAGACGCCACCACGGAUUAUCAUCUAUGUCACAAGAAGUCUUACACCGAGGGUCGGUCGACGGACGAUUUUUCUACAAGUGGAAUUCGCUUGCGCUUGAAGAUGCCCAGUGGCUUGCGUCAUUAUUGAGCUCGUGAUGAGAGUUUUACUACUUUCAGUCUCUCUGUAUUUAUUGGCAUACCCUUGAAUUCGUAUUCGCAUCUCGUAUU
Molecule: messenger RNA, 957 nt
Organism: Colletotrichum destructivum
Lineage: Eukaryota; Fungi; Ascomycota; Sordariomycetes; Glomerellales; Glomerellaceae
Product: Putative glutaredoxin, Thioredoxin-like superfamily
Exons: 3
Coding region: 61-531 (156 amino acids)
Cellular component (GO): mitochondrial matrix
Source: RefSeq, a predicted model, not a curated record